Cricetulus griseus (Chinese hamster) is the source of this 2021-nucleotide messenger RNA. Lineage: Eukaryota; Metazoa; Chordata; Mammalia; Rodentia; Cricetidae. The record is from RefSeq and is a predicted model, not a curated record.
GUUUUUUUUUUUUUUUCCUUAAGCCCCAGGUCUGCUGAAGACAGAGCCAGUGGCCGAGGAAGGAGAGGAUGCUGCAGCCAUGCUCAGCACCCCGGGAAACCUGUCAGAGGAGGAGCAAAAUGAGCUGAGACAGGAACUUGCCAAUGUGGAAGAAGAAAUCCAGACUCUGUCUCAAGUGUUGGCAGCAAAAGAGAAACAUCUCGCAGAGAUUAAGCGGAAACUUGGGAUCAAUUCACUUCAGGAAUUCAAGCAGAACAUCGCCAAGGGGUGGCAAGAUGUGACAGCAACCUCUGCAUAUAAGAAGACGUCUGAAACCUUAUCUCAGGCUGGACAGAAGGCUUCAGCUGCAUUUUUAUCCGUUGGUUCAGUCAUCACCAAAAAGCUGGAAGAUGUAAAAAACUCUACAACUUUCAAGUCAUUUGAAGAAAAGGUUGAAAACUUAAAGUCUAAAGUAGGGGGAACCAAGCCUACUGGUGGUGAUUUUGGAGAAGUCCUGAAUUCCACAGCAAAUGCUACCUGUGCCACAACCUUGGAGCCAUCUCCAGAACAGAUGGAGCAGAGUCCCUGAGUUGCUGACCUACGUUCUGCUGCCCACUGCCAGGUGCUGCAAGUGAGAUCCAAGCACAUCUUGUCAACGCUCAUGGCCGCAGAUUUCUACCAGAUGUGCUUUUACUUAGCUUUACUUAUUUCUUUGACCAAAUAGUUUGUGAAUAAAAAUUAAGUUUGUGAAAGCACCUUCACCUUCACUCCAGGGAAACACCCUUUAGUGUUCAUCGAAUGCAUCACAGAGCCUCUGGUAGUCCCAAGGCACUCACCGGAGUGACAGGAAGUUGCAGGUGACCACUGUGUUUCUACUUUACAAAAUCACUCUACAUCUGGGAUUCUAGUUUGAUCUUUUUUUAGGAGUCAUCUUUUCGGUUUUGACUGUCUGUAUACUUGAUUUCUAACUAAAAUUGUUCUCUUCUAAAUUCUGGUUAUUAAAAGUUUUGGAAUCAUUUUGUUUAAAAAGGAGAAACCACCAGCUACUUUUUUUUUCUUGGAUAAACAGUUUUUGUAUGAGGACCAUAUCUCGGGUUUCUGAACACACCAGACUAAAGUAGACAGGUGUGUAUGUGUGUCAGUAGUUCUGUAAGUUAAAAGCAUACAGAAACCCAAACUACCAGUGGCAUUAGCAUAGGCUCCCCUCCAUAUUCCUGGUAAUUAGCAACUAUCAUUUUAACAUAUUGGUUAUUUAUUAUGCUACCCCUGCACAUUUUUAUAAGAUUAAAAUUUCAGGUAAAUUGACAAAAUAACAUUAUGAGUCAAGCAUAUGAUAUUACUGUAAGUUGAAAUGUGGCCACACUUGUCACUGAUAAUUCCAAAAGUCUAAAAGUCUUUAGGUCUAGAUAGCUGUAAAAAAAAUGCUAAAAUAGAUCACUUAGGGGAAUUGCUGCCUCCACCACUAAAUCCAUUUAGCACUCGUUAGGAAGCACAGAAAGUUCUAUGGGAAAUACAACUUGAAUAUUUUUUUAUACUAAGGUAUCGUUGCUAGCUCGGAAGGAUGUAAGGCAUUCAUAUAAAUGAGCUGAUCAUGCUGUAGUUGUUUUCUGUGUGUUAGUGAUGUAAGCUGUACUGUAGGCAUUGCCCUUGCUUUGAGAACUCUCAGGGCUUGUGAAUCAAAGCUUCCAGAUGUCUCCACUGAGCUUCUCUAUUAACUGUGGUAACUACUGACUCACUACCAUUUUAUUUCCUUUUGCUGUAUGUGUUUAUGGCCCAGGAGGUUGUGUCUGUUAUUUAUCUGUUGUGGUUGUUUAUUAUUGUCCAUGCCAAAUGUUAAUUGCCAAGCUUGGAGUGACCUAAAGCAUUUUUUAAAAGCAUGACUAGAUUUAAUUGAGGUUAAAGUUUCUGCAAACCAAAUUCAAAAAGCCACAAGUGUCAGUUGUUACAAAGUGACAUGCUGUCGUUCUUGAUUGCUACUUGGAUGCAAUGGAAACUAUGCUCUAUUAUAUGUGACAAAUCUUAAUAAAGUCUGUGUAUCAGUA